This is a messenger RNA of Ornithorhynchus anatinus (platypus), 1251 nucleotides long. RefSeq names its product transaldolase 1 (gene TALDO1). Gene Ontology annotation, biological process: carbohydrate metabolic process; pentose-phosphate shunt; pentose-phosphate shunt, non-oxidative branch. Gene Ontology annotation, molecular function: transaldolase activity. Lineage: Eukaryota; Metazoa; Chordata; Mammalia; Monotremata; Ornithorhynchidae. The record is from RefSeq and is a predicted model, not a curated record. Bases 26 to 1039 code for a protein of 337 amino acids. The transcript has 8 exons. Gene Ontology annotation, cellular component: intracellular anatomical structure; cytoplasm.
CGCGCGCCGCGGCCCCCGUCAGACGAUGGCCGCCUCCCCCGUCAAGCGCCAGAGGAUGGAGUCGGCGCUGGACCAGCUGAGGCAGCACACCACCGUCGUGGCCGACACCGGGGACUUCAACGCCAUCGAAGAGUACAAGCCCCAGGAUGCCACCACAAACCCGUCCCUCAUACUGGCCGCUGCCCAGAUGCCCGCCUACCAGAAACUCGUGGACGACGCGGUGGACUAUGGGAAGAAGCUGGGGGGAUCUCAAGAGGAACAGGUCAAGAAUGCCAGCGACAAGCUUUUCGUCCUGUUCGGGGCCGAGAUCCUGAAGAAGAUCCCCGGCCGGGUGUCCACAGAAGUCGACGCGAGGCUGUCUUUCGACAAGGAUGAGAUGGUGAAGAGAGCCAGGCGCCUCGUCGACCUGUACAAGGAGGCGGGAAUCGGCAAGGACCGCAUCCUCGUCAAGCUGUCGUCCACGUGGGAAGGGAUCCAGGCCGGGAAGACCCUGGAGGAGGAGCACGGGAUCCACUGCAACAUGACCCUGCUGUUCUCCUUCGCCCAGGCCGUGGCCUGCGCCGAGGCGGGCGUCACCCUCAUCUCGCCCUUCGUCGGCCGCAUCCUGGACUGGCACGUGGCCAACUCGGACAAGAAGUCCUACGAGCCGUCAGAGGACCCGGGAGUGAAAAGCGUCACCAGGAUCUACAAUUACUACAAAAAGUUCGGGUACAAGACGAUCGUGAUGGGGGCUUCCUUCCGCAACACCGGCGAGAUCAAGGCCCUGACGGGGUGCGACUACCUCACCAUCUCCCCGAAGCUCCUGGGGGAGCUCCUCAAGGACACUUCCAAGCUGACGCCCGCGCUCACCGUCAAGGAGGCCCAGGCUAGUGACUUAGAGAAGAUCCACCUGGACGAGAAGGCCUUCCGCUGGCAGCACAACGAGGACCAGAUGGCCGUGGAGAAACUCUCCGACGGGAUCCGCAAAUUCGCCGCCGACGCCGUGAAGCUGGACGGGAUGUUGAAGGAACGGAUGUUCAGCGCCGAAAAUGGGAAAUGAACGUACGGCCCUGGCGACGAGCGGAGGGGCUGACCCGUCUCCCCCGGUGAGCGGCGGACGCGGCCGUCCGGCAGAGAUCCCCUUUGAUCGAUGAGUUCUGCUUUUUUUUCUUCCUUUUUAAUGAGCAUCCAGAGGGACGGAUCAAGCAUUUUCAAUUUUUACAUGGAGAGGUUUGCCCGGUGCAUUAAAACGGCCACUUCUUGGGCGUAGCU